Molecule: messenger RNA, 1290 nt
Organism: Penicillium canescens
Lineage: Eukaryota; Fungi; Ascomycota; Eurotiomycetes; Eurotiales; Aspergillaceae
Exons: 2
Coding region: 1-1290 (429 amino acids)
Source: RefSeq, a predicted model, not a curated record
AUGGCCAAACAAGAUGUCUACCAUAUUCACCCCUCUGGGUGGGAGGGGGACCCCGAGGAGGAACAAUUUAAGGUAUCGACAUUGGACUACCUGACGGUCUGUACAUACAACAACUAUGCGUUGUUUUUCCGGCUUGAAGAUGUCGAAAAGAGCCGCGUUGUGGAAGUCUUGAUAGCCGGACUUGAACGGACAUUGAGUCAGGCAAGACAUCUUUGCGGCGUAAUCGAGAAGGACCCUGUAGGCGGUCAUUCCUUUGUCAAGAAAAAGGAUAGCACGGUCCGUCUCUUUGUCCAGUGGCUGGAUUCUCCCGAUGUCAGCGAGGACUACCCGUCCUUGGAUGAGAUCCACGAUGGCAAUUACCGCACCUCACUUCUGGGCGACAUCCAGCGCUGGAGUGUACCGCCGAUGACAUAUGGAGAGAAACCAGAGGCUCAUCCGGAUAACAACCCGGUCGUGGCUUCGUACAAGGCCAACUUUAUUCGAGGUGGCCUGGUCUUCAUUAUGCAUAGUCAUCACUAUUCUAACGAUGUUAUGGGAUGGGCCGGUUUCACCCACCAACUCGCCGAGAAUUGCUAUGCGAUUAUCAACGAGACACCAUUCCCAGCCUGGGACCGUACUUGCAUGGACCUUUCUCGUCUGAUCAAGCCCGAAGUGUCCGAGGAAGAGAAGGUAGAUGGCCCACCAGCACCCGCCCGUCAUCCGGGCCAUAUCCCAGCCGAAACGCUACUAUUCCAUCUACCUAAGAGUAAAUCCGCAGAGCUGAAGAUGCUUGCUUCACCGACAGAUGGGUCCUGGGUCUCCACCUACGACGCCUUCUCAGCAUUUAUUUGGCGAACUAUGUCACGUCUGCGAGCCCCGGUUUUCCAACCAGACCUCUCAGCACCGCUCUUUUGGGUUGAGGCCGUUGACAUGCGUCGCCGUUUCCACAGUCCCAAGGUUGCAUCCCGUAUUCAGCACAACGUCAUGGCCGGAGCCCUGUCUUCUACUGCGCCAAUUGACGCGUACCCAUCCAUGUCAAUUCUUCAGACAGAUCACCGCGACGCAGAUAUUACCAGUGCCGACUUUGGAUUUGGUACUCCGACUACGUACCGUCAUUUGCUUGAUUGUAUGACCCAGGGAGUCUUGAUUAUCUACCCACCGCGCGAUAAGGCUCCUGAAUCGGACGAGGGACCAGAGUUCUCUAUCACCUAUGAAAAGAGCUUAAAGCAGGCCUUAAUUGACGACGUGGAAUGGAACCGAUACUUUGAAUACCGGGGUGUGGACGCUGUUGAGGCUUGCCAGACGAAUUGA